AACUCCUUCUUUGCUUUGUUGUCCAUCAAGAUGCGUCUGUUCAGUCUUGUAGAGUACGCACUUGUACCUCUGCUCAGUUCUGCGACGAUACUCCAGAAUGGUCAGGUCCGGGACAAGGUUUUUCCUGAUACGAGUAUUUUAUGUAUCAGUAGCAACUCCAACUGGACCUCCUUCCUACCCAAUGCCACCGAAAUCUCCUACAAAGGUCGUUGGGAUGCCAAACACAUAUCUUGGUGGUCGGCUCCAGGCCUCAGAUUCGGCUUCACUGGAGAUAAAGUGGCCGUCAGCUUUGGCCAAUACACUUCUCAAGGUGUACUGAUUGCGUACCGAUUUGCUGGUCAGGAUUGGUUGUUUACGAAUGUGACUGCAAACUCCACACAUCAACUUGUUGGUUCGUCGACCGUGGGAGUCAAUCUGACGACUCAAUCGCAAGAGCCUCAGACGUUCGAGCUCCGGGUUACAAAUUAUGCUUAUGGAGUCCAGAUCGCUGGUGUCCAUCUCAGCAAGAACGCCAAACUCGUCAAAAUCCCAAACUUCUCCAGGAAGAUCGAAGUCAUUGGCGACAGUCUAUCUGCAGGCCAAUAUGGCACCUACGAGGGCAUAUCAAGCUAUGCUUGGGGUCUAGCUGAAGGGCUAGGCAACGUCGAGUUUGAUAUAACUGCAUAUCCCGGGAUCUGCCUCGUGGACCAAAACUGCUGGGGCAAUGCUCACGGCCAAACCUAUCAAUGGUCUCGAGCUUCUGAUACAUCGCACCGCUCAGAAGUGAUCUAUGGAGACAAUCCUCCACUCUGGGACUUUGCACAUCAUCAACAGUCGGAUAUUGUGGUUAUCAAUUUGGGCACCAACGACAAUAACACCCAUAACAAUGUUACGAAUGAGAAGUAUCUGGACAGUUAUAUCGAUUUUGUUGGUCAGGUGCACCACAAGUAUCCGAAAGCUCAGAUCAUAUUAAUUGCUCUUUGGAAUGGGUUCAAUCAAGUCGGCAACACAUGGCAGCAAGGUGGUGCUUUCAUCGAUGAGAUCCAGCAAGUACAUGCUCACUACGAACAUACUGGCUUUGUGCAUUACUUCAACACCACUGGCAUCUUACAACACAACGACAUUGUGAGCUAUAGAACAAANGGACCUCAAUAUCAUCCGACCGAUGUUGGACAUGUCAAGCUUGCAAGCCAUUUGAUGCAAUACGUCAACUUGAAGUUUGGGUGGGUGUUUGGAGCCACGGGUCCAGAGGUGCAGGCAGAUACGCUGUACUGGAACGACGGUACGUAUUGUGAUCUGUCAAGAACCAGCCCGAGCAUGACUUAA
Messenger RNA from Aureobasidium uvarum, 1305 nucleotides. The record is from the annotation of a GenBank genome assembly. NCBI's taxonomy places the organism in Eukaryota, Fungi, Ascomycota, Dothideomycetes, Dothideales, Saccotheciaceae.